Molecule: messenger RNA, 1095 nt
Organism: Colletotrichum karsti
Lineage: Eukaryota; Fungi; Ascomycota; Sordariomycetes; Glomerellales; Glomerellaceae
Exons: 1
Coding region: 1-1095 (364 amino acids)
Source: RefSeq, a predicted model, not a curated record
AUGGCAUCGUCCGACCACGAACGACUCGCGAGUUCUGCUGCGCGCCCUUCGACUUCAGAGGAAGACGCGGGCGCGGGCGCGGGCGCGCUUGAGCCUAGGGGUGACCUCGAGAUAACCAUCGACGAGCGCAGCCGGGGCGAUUGGCGCAGUGUCAUCCUACGAGCCCGGAAGCACUUGCAUUGCGUCCCCCACACUCCGGGACGAUGCGCGGAGGUGGACUACUACGACUCGAUUUCCCCUCGUGUCAACAAAGCUACCUAUGAAGCCGGCGAUGGGAGCCGUGGCGAUGCCUCGUUCCCGGUCUUUCCGCAGCUGCCCAAGGAACUACGGGACAAGAUCCUCCUCCUCAGCGUCGACCCGCUCAUGAUCGAGGGCUGGGUCAGGGUAGACAGAGAAUGGAACCACGGCCCGCAGGUGCGCUUCUCGUCGGACGCGAUCCGCUCGUGGCGGGACGUACCACUCUACGCGGUCAGCCGGGAGACGCGGGCCCUCGCGUGCGGUGCCUUCGGCGCGCCGGACCCGCUCGGGUUCCCCUUCAGCCCCGCACGGGACGUGGUGAGCGUGAUCUGGGACGGGGGCACGCUGUGGGCGGGACACAGGUUCUUGGGGGAUGUGAGGGACGCGGGGCCCGUUAUCGCGAGCGGGACGACGAGGACUGGGAGGAGGGGGAGGGAGUGGGUGAUGCCGGAGGGUCUGAGGGCGCGGGUGAGGGAGGUUUCUGUCGAUGGGCUCUUUGGGGUGUUCGGGCAGGAGAAGAAGGGGAGGUGGGGGUUGGUGUUUGGGAUUUUGGGGUGGUUUGCGGAGCUGAGGGUGCUCGAGGUCUUGCUUUGGGAUGCGGAUGAUGGGAGGUUUGAGGGGGUGUGGGAUUGUGGUAGGGAGGAGCUGUAUAGGAUUGAUCAGCUUGAUUUCCUGGAUGAGUUGGAGGAGAUGGCCGGGGAUGGGGUGGUGCCUUUUCCCAAGAUGGAGAUGUUGAGGGUCAAGUGCGUGUUGGCUACUGAGGAGCAGAGGCGGAAGGGGAAGUUCACGUUUCGAAAGGUCAACGGUAGUCACUUUCUGGUGGUGAAGAAGGGUGAGUAUCCGACGGCCGGACCGUAA